Molecule: messenger RNA, 879 nt
Organism: Acanthamoeba castellanii str. Neff
Lineage: Eukaryota; Discosea; Longamoebia; Acanthamoebidae
Product: regulator of chromosome condensation (RCC1) repeat domain containing protein
Exons: 9
Coding region: 1-879 (292 amino acids)
Source: RefSeq, a predicted model, not a curated record
AUGGUGUUCAGCUGGGGCCUAGGGAACGGCGGGCAGUUGGGUCACCACGACGAAGAGAACGGGUCCUUUCCACGUGAGGUGUCGGCCCUGCGAAAGAAACCAUCUGUAAUCAUAGCCGUGGGCAACGGGGAGUCGGGUCGAUUGGGCUUGGGCAACGAAAACUGCUGCAACAUUCCCAAGAGGAUCAACAUCAAGAAGAAGGUGGUGGGGGUAUCCUGUGGAGAUGAACACUCGGCCGUCUUCACAGAGGCGAACACGGUGCUGACGUGGGGCAACGGCACCGGGGGACGAUUAGGAACGGGGGACGAGAUUUCUCGAACACAGCCCGUACUGCCAGAGCACAAGGUCGCACAGAUCAGCUGUGGUUCCGAUUGGACGGCAGUGCUCACACUGGCGGGCAAGGUGUUCACGUUCGGCGUGGGGUCCUACGGCAAGCUGGGGCAUGGCAACGACAGCAACCAGUUGGUGCCCAAGCUCGUGGAGGAGCUGGAUACGGAGCGGGUGGUCUCGCUGUCCUGCGGCGCCGACCACAUGGCUGCACUCAACAUUGAGGGCGACGUGUUCACGUGGGGGUGCGGAGGCAAUGGGCGAUUGGGCCACGGGUCGGAGCGGGACAGCAAGAAGCCGGUGCUGGUGAAGGGCAUGAACGGCCUGGUUGCCCUCACGGUUGAGUGUGGCGGCUACCACAUGGGCGUCACCACCCUGGAUGGGGAGCUCUACAUGUGGGGGUGGAAUGUGUACGGCCAGUGUGGACUGGGCCUCCACGUGGAAAAUCAGCUCACGCCCGUCCUAGUCGAACAACUACGAGGCAAGAGGGUGCUGAUGGUGGCUUGCGGAGAGAGCCACACGAUGGCCCUCGUCUCGAACAACAGCAGCUGA